CCUCUCCUCUGUCCUAGAAGUUCCUUCAUGCAUGCAAUGUCCUGAUCCGAUCGUGUCUGACCUUUUGUUUUUUUACGCACACAAAACCUACGGCUCGCAGUGAUUACUGGGCAUGGGGGAUCAGAAAGAGCCGACAAUGGUUCCCAAAUCCACUUCGUUUAGUAUCAAGAGCCUGCUGCUUCCUUCUAAAAGUGACAAGGCGAGCUCAGGGUCCCUAGCAAAGGGACGUCUUCCUGCAGGGUCUGAAACGGCAAAACCUGCGGCUAUGAAGGAAAUGGCAUCGUCUCCUGAAAAGCAAGAAUGUCGCCUGGAAGAAGAGGAAAGCGCUGAUCAACCGAAAGAGCCAAAUAAGAACGGGAAGUACGAUAAGCCACCGUUCAGUUACAACGCGCUCAUCAUGAUGGCUAUCCGACAGAGUCCAGAGAAACGGCUUACACUGAAUGGCAUCUACGAGUUCAUCAUGAAGAAUUUCCCUUACUACAGAGAGCACAAACAAGGCUGGCAGAACUCCAUUCGACAUAAUCUGAGUCUCAACAAAUGUUUCGUUAAAGUGCCAAGGCAUUACGAUGAUCCCGGGAAAGGAAACUACUGGAUGCUGGACCCGUCAAGCGAUGAUGUUUUCAUCGGGGGGACCACCGGUAAACUUCGGAGACGCUCUGCUACCUCCCGGGGGAAACUGGCCCUAAAAAGGGGGCUUCGUUUUGCUCCCCUAGGUCUGGGGCUCAACGAGAGAUCAACUAAUCCUUUGUACUGGCAGAUAUCGCCAUUUUUAUCUCUGCAUCACGCGCAUUAUAACGGAUCUGCGUCCGGAUUUCUCAGUCAGGGACACGCUUAUGGGUCGUUCCUUUCGGGGAUGGACCAACUGAGCAACGGGGACCUUCCUCGUCCGAUCCUGGCCAGCACUGCAGGGGGUAUCAGCCUGACUAACACUUACGGCGUCAGCUCGUCUUCGGUCAGUUUACUAUCCGGUCAAGCCGGUUAUUUUGUCUCAGGGGCUCAGCACUCGCAGUCUGUACAGCCAAGUGGGGGGACCAGUGGUUUCGGAGUGCCUUCCACGUCACCCUCCACUCUCAUCUCUGAAACAGUCGGACCUGCGUUGCCGCCUUUCACGCAGGGGGUUUCGGCGGCAUUUUCGGGCGUCCUGUCCCAUCAAAACAGGGUUACCUCAGCAGAUUCGUUUUUAAACUGAUCGGGUUAUUUUUCGUGGGGUCAUCAUCUGUCAUCCUCACCUAUACAAGUCGUCUGCUGUUUGCUGAAUAAUGCUUAUGAACGACCACUUUGAGCAAAAAGUAGCCUGCUUAAUGAAGACAUAUUUUCUCGUGCUCUGUUAACAGAAAUCAUAACCCCUCUCAUGCAUUGUUUACAUAAAGCUUAAAAGACAAUUUUAUUUUACACCAACAUUUACAAAAGAAUUGACUUUGUUACCUAGGUUGCAAACUGACUCUUUGUAACACCAAAGGUAACAGACUUGACUUAUGUAUUGGUCUAUUUAUACAUAAAGUAACAGAAAUGUAACAUUAUGUAAUUUAAUUUAUGUAUUUCUUAUUUAUUAAAGGCGUAUAUUUAUUUUUUUCAAAACAUGUCGGUAGACGUUGUUUUAAAGAAAGAGAAAGGUUUACAUUAUUUACACUUUUACAUGCAUUUAUUUAAUAAUUUCAUUUUCAUGAUUUCAAUUAGCAAACUAAGUGGAAUUGUUUCCUUUCAAGCGCCUUAAUACAUACAAAUCAGGGCUGCUGACCUUUGCGGGCAUUGCGUUUGCUGUUAACGUGGUUUAUUACAGUCUGUGGCUCAGCUCAGGUUUUCUAUAGUUUUGGAAAAAGGCUAUAGCAUAUCAUUAAUUUAUGAUUAUUGACAAUCAUGUACGAUUUGCAGCAAUAUGUGCUACUGAUGAUGGCGAUGUUUAUUACUACGGUGUGCAUGUGGGUGUGUUUACGUUCUGAUUCUGUGCGCGCUACCAACUCUGUUUAUAUGACGUAAUCAAAGAGAUCGCGAGAUACAACACGGAGAAUCUCUGCGGACUAGUGUGGCGUUAUUGACAAAAAAGAAAUCUAGCGUCGAAGCCUUCUUUUGACAUCAUGGUAGUAUCCGACCUCUCAAAUGGAAAGCACUAUCAUGAAAUACUUAAGUUUACUUAAAUGCUAGGAAAAUUGCAUUGAAGUUUUUAAUUUGCGUCACUUAUGCGCAUACUUGAAUCAUUGUUUUUGUGUAAAUCAUCUAAAGCUUGAUGCAAAACAUUAAACGAGGGCCUGCCUCCUUGGCUGUGCAUUAAGCAUUUUCAUUAUUUGUGUAGCAAUAUUUGAUCUUGAAAUUAGAUGACGAGCAUUUAGUGCACUUCUAUUUUGAAUCUGACUGUAUCUUGUGGUGUUUUAUUUUUUUAGACCCGUAUUCAUUUUAUGUUUCGGUUUUGGCCUGUUUGGUUCCAUUUGUCAAAGUCACUAAUCUCAGAUCAUCGCUACUAAUGUUUAGAAAGUCGUGUCUAUACUUUUAUAGCUGCUUUGAAACUGGCGUUAUCGCCUUAAUAUACUUCAGUUAAGAGUACGUAAUAUCAAUGACUGAAUUGUAUAUGCAUAUAAAAUGAUACACUAUUUUCGGUUUGGCUUUCUGGCAAAAGACAUUUUUCAUUUACAUGCAAAGAUUACAUUUACAUCAUUAACGUUUAUUGUUAGAU
Molecule: messenger RNA, 2668 nt
Organism: Erpetoichthys calabaricus (reedfish)
Lineage: Eukaryota; Metazoa; Chordata; Cladistia; Polypteriformes; Polypteridae
Gene: foxg1d
Product: forkhead box G1d
Exons: 1
Coding region: 113-1189 (358 amino acids)
Biological process (GO): regulation of transcription by RNA polymerase II
Cellular component (GO): nucleus
Molecular function (GO): sequence-specific double-stranded DNA binding; DNA-binding transcription factor activity
Source: RefSeq, a predicted model, not a curated record